Magallana angulata is the source of this 812-nucleotide messenger RNA. RefSeq lists its product as uncharacterized. The transcript has 5 exons. NCBI's taxonomy places the organism in Eukaryota, Metazoa, Mollusca, Bivalvia, Ostreida, Ostreidae. The coding region runs from base 39 to 797 and encodes 252 amino acids. The record is from RefSeq and is a predicted model, not a curated record.
UAAAAAUGUAAUUGCUAAAAACACAAAAAUUGCGGGAAAUGGACAAGUUUAUUUCAAACGUAGAUUGUCAGAAAUGGCUAAAUGUUUAUAGAUUGUAUGGGACUGGAUUUAAAAUGAAAAUGGCGAAAAUGAAGUCAGAGAAAGGGAAGGAACUUAAAGUAUUAGACUCAUGGUUUCAAAAUGAAUUACCAGCAGCUAUCCAAGAAAGGAAUGAAAAGUAUGUAACAAAAAUGGAGUUAUGUGAACUAAUGAAGUGGAAGCUCUCUAAAGGCAAAUUUCGCCCUCGACUCCAACAGAUGGUCGAAUCCAACUCUGAAGACCUAAUCAUAUCAGCCAGUAAGAAAGCAUUUAAACAUUUGCCAAACUUGAAGAAGGCUAUAGAAGAACUUACAGUUUUAAAAGCAGUUGGUCCUGCAACAGCCUCUGCUGUCCUAACUGCAGGUGCCCCUGACCAAGCAGCCUUCAUGGCAGAUGAGAGUAUGCAGGCAUUGCCAGGUUUAAUGCCCUUACAGUAUACCCUGGGAUUUUACUUACAAUAUAUGGACCAAAUUAAACAAAUAUUAAAAAUUCUUCAAAAAGAGGAUAAAACCUGGACUGCUCAUCAAGUAGAACUGACACUGUGGACUUUCCAGUUCCUGAAGCUAAAUGAUCCACCUCUUCUGAUUGAAGCAAUGGAGGGCUCAUCCAAACGAAAACAAGAAAAUUCUAAUGGAGAUGCCAAGUCAAAUAAAAAACUAAAAUCUUAUAUCUUGUGUGCAUUGAUUGUUUCUGUAAAAAGUAUUUUAAAACUAAAAUGAGCAGGUAAAAGUUUA